AUCAGCUUAUACAACUUUCCCCAUCAAAGAUUUCAUUGCAAUGGCAUCUACUUCAGCUUCGUCCGUUCAAAAGAGCUUCAAGUACGAUGUCUUUUUAAGUUUCAGGGGUGAAGACACUCGUAGAAACUUUGUUGAUCAUCUCUAUCACGCUCUUACGCAGAAAGGCAUUUACACAUACAGCGAUGAUGAAGAAAUCAAGAAAGGAGAAAAGAUCAGUGAUGAGCUCAUCAGAUCUAUUGAGGACUCCAAGUUUUACAUUAUUGUUUUCUCCAAGAACUAUGCUUCUUCAUCGUGGUGCUUAGACGAACUUGUCAAGAUUAUGGAUUGCCAGAAGACGAACGAGCACACUGCUUUCCCGGUCUUCUAUGAUGUGGAACCUACCGAAGUCAGGAAACAAAGUGGCCCCGUUGAAAAAGCAUUUGAGAAACAUAAAGAGGAAAAAUCUGCCGAGAAAUGGAAAAAGGCUCUUAGAGAAGCUGCAGAUCUGGCUGGGUGGGAGUUGAAGAACAUCUUUGAUGGAUUUGAGAUUAACUGUUCAUGCGGGAUUUUGAGAUAUCUAUUUGAAUCUUCUUUGACACACAGGCAUGAGGCGAAAUUGAUCACAAAAAUGAUGGAAGAGAUCUCACUAGAGCUGCGUUUCACUAACUUGAGCGUUGAUGGGAAAUUAGUAGGCAUGGAGACACGUGUAAAAGAUGUGGUUUCAUCUUUAGACAUUAAUAUUGAAGAUCAUGUUCGCAUGAUAGGGAUAUGGGGGAUGGGAGGGGCUGGGAAGACAACUUUGGCAAGAGCUGUUUUUGAUCAAAUAUCCUUUCAGUUCGAAGGUUCAAGCUUUGUUGGGAAUGUAAGGGAAAUGUCAGGAAACCCCUGUGGAUUGAAGUCGUUGCAAAAACAAGUACUUUCAGAUGUGUUAAAUGACCCAAACAUCAUAGUAAAUGGUGCAUCUGACAUGAAAAGGAUGAUGCGUGGAAGAAAGGUUCUUGUUGCUCUAGAUGAUGUGGAUCAUAUAGACCAACUUGAGGCAUUAGCUGGUGAGCCUAAUUGGUUUAAGCCGGGGAGCCGAGUUAUCAUUACAACAAGAGAAGAACAAAUGUUGGUGGCACAUGGAGUGCCAAAGAACUUGAUUCUUCACAUCAAUAUGUUAUCGUGUGAGGAAGCAAAUUGCCUCUUCAAUAGGUAUGCAUUUGGGAGACUGAUACCAAACCAAGGUUAUGAAGAGCUAGCAUGCCAAGUUAUACGUUACGCAGCUGGUCUUCCGUUGACGAUCAAAGUUCUGGGUUCAUUUUUACGUGGUAAAGAUGAGCUUGAAUGGAGAGAUGCUUUAGACCGACUAAAAACAAUUCCAUUAAAGGAAACUCUGAAGAUAUUGGAAGUAAGCUAUGACGGACUAGAAGAGGAUUACAAGGAAAUAUUUCUAGAUGUUGCAUGUGUUAGUGCACUUGUGUCUUGGAAAGAAAGAGCAAUCAGAGCGCUUGAAAGCUGCGGAUUUCAUGCCAGAAGUGGUUUAAAAGUUCUUGAGCAAAAAUCUCUUAUAACUAUAUCUUAUGGGUGCUUGGAUAUGCAUGACCACAUAGAAGAAAUGGGUAAGAAUAUUGUUCGUCGUUUGCACCCCAAUGAGCCUCACAGACAUAGCCGAUUGUGGAUUAAAGAGGAGAUUGAAGAUAUAUUGGUUAAUAAUAAGGGUACUAAAGCAAUAAAAUGUAUAAAACUGGUCUUUGUCAAUCUAUCUGUUGCCAAGAAAGGUCUUCAAAAAAUGAGGGGACUUAGAUUUCUUGAAAUGGGUUAUCUAUGUCAUUAUGACCGUAGCUGCGAGGAUAUUGGUGAAGAUAACCUAUGCCUACCAAAUGGGUUAAGAUAUUUGUCUUUGUACAAUUACCCUUUUAAGUGUUUUCCCAAAAAAUUUCAACCAAAUAAUCUUGUUGGCCUUGAAAUGCUGCACAACAAUAUGCAUCUACAUAGGGAAGUGGGAGAAAAGAAUUCAUUCUUAGGUUUUGCUCUUGAUACGUUCUAA
This is a messenger RNA of Helianthus annuus (common sunflower), 2008 nucleotides long. Its product is annotated as TMV resistance protein N-like. Gene Ontology annotation, biological process: signal transduction; defense response. Lineage: Eukaryota; Viridiplantae; Streptophyta; Magnoliopsida; Asterales; Asteraceae. The record is from RefSeq and is a predicted model, not a curated record. The transcript is spliced from 6 exons. Gene Ontology annotation, molecular function: ADP binding. The coding region runs from base 41 to 2008 and encodes 655 amino acids.